UGGUCCACUUGGCUUUCCGUACAGUUGAAGUGGCGUAAACUGAUGUGUCAAAAUGGCAGAGCUAACAGCUCUAGAGAGCCUGCUGGAGAUGGGCUUUGACAAAAACAGAGCGGAGAAAGCUGUAGCCAAUACAGGAAACCAGGGAAUAGAGCAGGCUAUGGACUGGUUAAUGGAGCACGAGAAUGACCCAGACAUCGAUGAGCCCUAUGUGCCACCUGUGGUAAACGUCCUGGGAGAAGCAGAACAUGGCCAGUCCAACACAGAGCAGGCAACCACUGAAGAAAACGCAGAUGGAGACAACACUGAAAACCUGGAGUUUUUAAAGCGGCCAAUGACCGAGGAGGAGAAACGUGAACAAGUCAAAAGGUUAGAGGAGCUUAUGCGAGUGAAGCAGGCCGAGAGAAGAGAGCGCGAGCGAGCAGAGGAGGUGGAGAGGGAGAAAUACCGAAGGAAACAGGGCCAAGAGCUGCAGCAGAUCCGUCAGAAGAUGCAGGACGAUGACAUGAGAAAUCUUGCUGAGCAGCGGAGGAGAGAGAAGAUGGAGGACAAAAUGGCCAGGCAAAGGGUUAAAGAGAAAAUAGCAAGAGACAGAGAGGAGAGAGCGCAAAAGUUUGGAGGUGGUGCGACUUCGAGCACAGCUGCAUCGUCACAGCCGACUUUACCCAGCCCAUCAUCACCCACCGGUCAGGGCCCUCCACCCACCAAGAAAGAGUACGACGAGUCAAGGAUACAGGUUCGUCUUCUGGACGGCUCCACCAUCACGACAGUCUUCAAGGCCCAGGAGCCGCUGGCGGCCGUGCGCGUCUACAUACAGAUGAACAGCAACGUGCCCGAGGGUCAGGACUUCACGCUGCUGUCACCGUACCCUCGUCAGGUCUACACUGAACUGGACAUGGAGAAGCCCCUGAAAGAGCUCGGUUUGGUGCCUUCAGCUGUGCUGGUUGUUACCAAAAAGUAAGAAGGAUGUGCUCCGUGAGCCUACCUCACCACUUCCACCACACUGACUCCAGACACGCCGGGAACGGACUGAUCCAGGAACAGGGCUGCCAGCCAACCAGACUGAAGCUGCGUUCAGACACCGGGAAAAGCUUUUCUUAAAGAGGGACUGAGUGCAGAAUUCACGAAGAAGCUUCACAAUAUGAUUUGGACCUCGACUUUUUACAGAUCAAAAGCAAAACAGCUGGCUUCUGACUGACACUUCAAAAAUAAAAAUUACUGUUUCAACAACACAGUACAGAAAGUACAAAGUUCAGUUUUAGCCUUGCACAUUACACAACUUCAGGUGGUUCUGACAGGGCCUUAAGUUUAAUCCUCAUGAUCUUCCUGGUUUUGUGACUUUCUAUUUUUUAAGCAGUUUCAGAUCUGUUGUCACGUAUGUAAACAUGGUCACCAAGAAUCCACUUACAAUAAAGCCGACUUGGUAAAUUACA
Messenger RNA from Nematolebias whitei (Rio pearlfish), 1430 nucleotides. RefSeq names its product UBX domain protein 1 (gene ubxn1). NCBI's taxonomy places the organism in Eukaryota, Metazoa, Chordata, Actinopteri, Cyprinodontiformes, Rivulidae. Gene Ontology annotation, molecular function: protein binding. The coding region runs from base 53 to 958 and encodes 301 amino acids. The transcript has 10 exons. The record is from RefSeq and is a predicted model, not a curated record.